AUGGAAGAAAAAAAUAAAUUACACGUUUUUUUUAAAAUACGUACUUUGCUCUUCUUAACUUGGAUAUGUAAAUUUUAUAUAGACAUGAGUAUCUAUAAUAAAUUUUUGAAUGAAAAGAACCAUGCUAAUAUAAAAAUAGUUACCGGAAAUUAUCGUUUAUUAGCAAAGCAUAAACAGGGAAGGCGUUCAGAUAUAAUGUGGAAAAAAGAAGAAAUUCCAAAUAAUAGGGAAUACGAAAAAAAACCUAUCUGUAAUAAUGAAAAAGUAUCUAAAGGAAAGAAUAAACUUCGAAAUGAAUGUUCAUUAAAUAAUGCAAGAGAUUAUGGAAAAUAUAAAAAGUGUAAGUCUUCUGGGGGUAACAUAGAAAAUUAUUAUUUUGGAAAAAGAAUGUUAGACAAAAUAUACUAUAAAAAUAAGGUUAGGGCCGCUAUAAAUUCAGAUUUUGAGUUUUUAAGAAAGGACAUAUUAUUAAAAUUAGAUGUUAUUACUGUAUUAUUUAGCUUCGUUGUACUAUAUGCAUUAGCAGUCAUUCUUUAUAGAUAUUUCUCUUUAAAGAGUAGUAGUACGUUUGAAAUACCAUUUGAUAAGUUUGAUUUGCAUGAAACAAGUAUAGCGUUGUUGGUAAUAGCGAUUAUAGUUAUACCAGUUAUGAUUUAUAUAGGCAGAAAACUCAUAAGAAAUGUAAAGUUAAAAUAUAAAAAAUGUGAAAUAAAUAAUACGGCAUAUCCUUCUUUCCGUAAAGCACUUUUUUUGUAA
Molecule: messenger RNA, 756 nt
Organism: Plasmodium malariae
Lineage: Eukaryota; Apicomplexa; Aconoidasida; Haemosporida; Plasmodiidae
Product: Plasmodium exported protein, unknown function
Exons: 2
Coding region: 1-756 (251 amino acids)
Source: RefSeq, a predicted model, not a curated record